CAACGAAAGCUCAUUCUUGCGCUUGGUCGUCGCACUUGACGCUAUCCUGCGCCACAGUCAGUCAGCGCAGGAGUGAACUUUCGAAGAUGGCGUCCCGUCUGUGUACUGUGUCAUUUUCGUCAAUGGGUAUUAUCACGAUUUCAAGCCUUUGCGUGCUUCUCAUCGUAGAAACUUCAGCUGUGCAUUAUGAUGUUCCCGGCGUUGCUGCUGCGGAGCUGUCACGUGAGGACAUUGUGUCGCUCCAUCGCGUCCGACGUGGCUCCGGCGCCAGUGAACCCACCAAGAAGCCGACGCUGGACUCUAAGAAAAUGCCAACCAAGGCACCCUCCGUAAAAACGCCAGAGCUAUCCAAGCACAAGGAGGUUCCUGUAGAGGAAGGCGUGGUGCCAGCCGCAGUUCCGACACAAGUCGCGGUGGCACCGCCAGCCGCGCCUGUUCCGCAGCCAGCACCACAGCAGCAUCUGGUGGGCAAUACUACGACUGAAGCCCCAGCGAUGCCCCCCAAUGUCGCUGUUACGGCCGCACCUGCCAACACCGAGGCGAGCAAUGUGUCGACACCGACUCAGGUGACACCGUUGGCAACAUCUUUCCUCAGCGAAGAAGAGCUGGAGAGCCUGGUUGAGUCGGGCAACGUGACGCUGCCUCCGGGGUACCAGAACCAGACGGAUCACCACGACUACUACAACACCACGUUCUACGCGGACCCAGCAACGGUGCGGAGCCUUUGGACCGACAUGGACUCACUGCCCAGUGAGCACGUCAUCACCCACGACAUGCUCUCUGUGUCACACCGACGGGCAGCUACUGUGAACCUGAGCUUCGACUUUCCCUUCUACGGUCACCCAGUGCGGAACAUCACCAUUGCCACAGGAGGCUUCCUCUUCACAGGCUACAUGCUGCACGUGUGGUUGGCUGCAACACAGUUCAUUGCACCCCUCAUGGCCAACUUCGAGACCAUCUCCAGCAAUGACUCAUCAGUCAAGUAUGUUGACAAUGGCACAUCCUUUGUGGUGGAGUGGCACCAGGUUGUAUUGCAGGACAAGCCCAAUGGAGGCAACUACACGUUCCAGGCAGUGCUGCACAAAAAUGGAGACAUCGUCUUCAUCUACAAAGAUCUGCCAAUGGCUGUGACCGAAAUUCCUGACCGGAGCCACCCUGUCAAAGUUGGAAUCUCAGAUGCCUACAUGUUUGACCGCAUGGUUUUCUUCGUCAAGCGGAAGACCAUCUACGAGUACCACCAGGUGAGCAAGAAGAGUGACAUCAUCCGCAGCAACACCGCCAUUGUGUUCACCGCCCUGCCAACAUGCCUGGGCCUGAAGACUUGCACGGAGUGCCGCUCAGCGCAGCUCUCAUUCAGCUGCUCUUGGUGCGAUGCAGUGCAGCGUUGCUCGAGUGGUGUUGACCGGCACCGUCAGAGCUGGCUGGAGAACCAAUGCGACCUUGAGGAAAAGAAGAAUGCCUCGCAGUGCACUGCUCCUCCACGCACCACUGUGUCACCACCGGCUGUACCAACAGCACCAAGCAGCUCGGCUACUUCAGCAGUGGCCAAUGCUUCCACCGCUGUUGCCAAUGCAACCAGCGAUGUACCAAAGGUGGUCCCCAUUCACACCAAUGAUGUGCACGGUGACGCAGCGGCACACAGUGCAGCGGCCAUGCCAUCAGAGGGCUCCUCAUCGUCGCAUGCUGUCAGCUCUGGCACGGUGGUCGCCGUCAUCAUGAUCCUUGUGCUCGUGGUUGCCGUCGGUGUGUGGUUGCUGUACGCCUACCGCAACCCCCAGACACCUGCCGGACAGCUCCUUAUCAAGUAUCGUCCGAGUCAGUGGAGGCUCCAUGGUGAAGCACGCUAUACGGCCGCCACAUCGGUCCAUAUCUGAGGAAGCUGGCCGGUGGCCAACGACUUUUGACAAGAAUGUCGUGCCCCUCGAGGAGCAGAGACGUGACAUCGAAACAAGGAGCCAGUUCUUGCCCAUGGGGCUCCACUGGCUUCGAGCACUGACUCAUCUGUUCAACUCUCCCCCUCCCCCUCUUCUAAUCACUUCCCUCUUGUUGUGCUUGGACUCCUCUGCGCAGCAGGAAAACAUGUAGCAGUGCAUCUUACUUUGGGCAGUCAGUUGAGGAAGACACUAGCAAUGGCCGUCUUCUCCAUUGAUCACCCGUUUUGGGGAUAUCCGCAGUUUUAUUGGGCAGCAUGAGCAGGCAAACAAAAGAAAGCUUUGGGCCUGCAUCCCUCUUUUCAGCGCUUUCAAGCCCUCUGAUGAGGCAGGCAACUGAAGUUUAUAGCGAACAAGUGUUUGUUGAUAUAGAGAUGGAAGUCCCUUUGUAGUGAUCCACGUUGAGUAUGGCUCAACACUUCAGGUGCUCAUUGUGGUGGGGCUGAUAGCAUCUGUCAUCCAGUGGCAACCUGUAGCUCGGCCAGAAAGGACUCGUCUGCUCUCUUGACUUUUCUCGCGUUAGAAGCUUGCACCGGAGACUCGAGAGACUUUCUGGUCUCGAAAGAAAUGCACAGUGUUGCUGUCACAAGGCCCAAUAGAUAAAUAAAUUUGUGCAUCAAUCGUCUUGAUGCUAGAAAUUAAGCCUAUUGCAGUAGGCUUGACGAGCCGAGCAGUCGUGCACAUCACUGGCAGCAGCAGCUAUUUAUUGCUUUGUUAUCACAGAUAGCACACUGCUUAUUGCACCCCUUCAUUUACACCUUGACGCACUCGGCGCUGUGUGUAGAAGAGGUUGGGGCCCCUACGCUCUUCAGCCAGUACCGAAUAUAGCACCCGUCCUCGACUGUAGAAGGAGGAGGAUAGCUCAGCCUGUCAUAAGAAGACAUUGCACUUCAAGAACAUUGCUCAAUGUUUUAUAACCUGGUAGUGUCAGCUCAAAUGUCGAAGUACUAGACAACAAAAAUUGGGAGGAACUUCUUUUGCAAUGCUUUCCUGCAAAAAUCGCAGGGGAACACCAGUGCACAGUCGAGAGGCAGCGCUGUCUUCUACUCGUAAGCUUGGGGCCCGCUUUGAUUCAAGGCCACCUUUAUUCACGUGACGUUGAGUGCUUGCUAGUGUGCGAAGGAUAGGCAGACUUGUUGCUAGAACUGUCACAGUGCUGUUAUUGAGUCUGGCACAGUGCUACCGCCAGUUUAUCGUAAACGUCACUUUACACUGAUGCAAUGAGCUUAAUCGGCACACAUUGUGGGACCUUAAAUAGAUGCAACCAAUGCUGCAACGUUGGAAAGCUUAAUUUGUUCAGUCUACUGCUACAUUUACAUUCCAUUGUGGUCUGACAAAAAAAAGCUUCACCUCAGUGGUCAGUUAGCGUCCACUUGGACUGACCCGAGGGUUUGCAUGUGGGUGUUCCCUGUGUAUCGUGUAAGUCGGAUGACCAUUACAGAGAGACUUGACAAGGAUUUUCAUAUGUUUACGAAGGUCAAGAUGCAUGCUGCCACUGCUAGUGCCUUCAGUGAUUGCUCAGAGCUUUUUGCCCAUAAGCUUCUACACUUUACCGGGGCCGUCGUCAUAGCUACAUGUUUUGUCUUUGCAUUUUACUCUUAUUUCCCGGUUCUUGAUGCUUCCUUUGUGCAGCUGUUACUAGCAUGUAGUGAUAGCGAUGCAGGGAAUGGAGACUUGGGAAUUGCCACAGGCUCUGUUUCAUGCUAGAUUAGGUAAAUCGAGUCGCUGUUUGCAACAAUCGCUGACAGGCAGCAGAUGACACGAAUCAAAAAGCACAGUUACCUCAUGCUCUUUAUAUCAUGUGUUCAGCUUGGAGAAAGUGUCACAAUUCUGUGCUAGUUUAACAACUAGCGCUGCACUAGCACUGACUUCACUGGCACUUUGUAUCUGUUUUAUUAGUUGGGUACAGUAUGUACUACUGCAGUGCUGUGUAUAGCUUUAGUCACCACCAUGGUUCGUCGGCUUUUGCUGUGGUUCGAGCUGACACAGUGCACGUAACUUGGUUGUACCAUGCUGACACAUUGCAUGUAACUUGGUUGUACAGCACUGUCUGUAUACAACAUGCUGGUUUCUCGGAUGAUCCAAAUUUUGCAUGCAAGCUAACCUUACAUAGGUCAUUACUGCAGACAUAGCAACAUCCUGCCUUACAAAGAAAGCUGCUUCCAUAGCCCUGGACUGGUUGUGCUGGCAGUGCAGUCUUACCAAAUUGCAAGGUCAUCUUGCAGACAGAACGUUAUGUCUAUCACUGGCACAACAGUAGACUCUCAGUAAACGGAUAUAAAUGAAAUUGCUGCUUAAUUCGAACAACUGCUCCUACUAUGAUUGGUUUUGUACCUGAAUAAUGCAACCCUGUUCAUCUUUCAGUAAAUGGAACUACUGUUAAAUGGAGCAUAUUUCUUGGUCCCUUCAGGUUCCAUUUAACGAGAGUCUACUGUAUAUUGUAAAGUGCACAGCAGCACUGUCCAAAGGCAAUUUGGUGCUCAUUUUUGGAUAGAACUGACUUUGGUUUUUGGUUCAUCAUGUGAAUCCACUUUUAGUACACGUGCAGCUAUGAUAGCUGUGUUUCAAACAGGGCCAUAAGAUUGUUCCACUUCACAGUGCGUGUAAAUUAGAUUCCAAGACGCCACAGAUGAGUUUAAGAGAUGAGUCUGCCUUAUUCGCGAGGCAAGAUGUUGCUACGCUUCUGCUAGUAUGCCUGUGUGGAGGAACUCAAUUGUGCAGCUUCGAAAGUCACUAACUGCGAGUUCUUUACGGCCAGUUGUAUCCACAUAUCUGCAACGUUUUGGUGCUGCAGUAAGUGAGGGUGUGCUGAAUGACAAUCUCUUUCUUGCUUACAACCUCUUCUUCUUGCUACUCGGAUCUCACACGACAAAGUGCCUUUAUCAGCGUAGGUAGGCCAAAGCACAGCUUUCGCGACAUUGGUUGCGAAUGCUUGUUUCGUGCUGCCGUCACAGCUUCUCACCGCUUUACCAUGGAACAUAUGCACGCGUCACACUUUUCCUUUCCUUGGGCCUGUGCAUUUGAAGGUAGCGGGUUUUGCACUUUUCAGCUUGCUCUCUCCCUACAGGCUGGGGUUGCUGGUCAGGCUGAAUGUCGGCACUUCACACUUGAUUUUCCCAAGCCUAACUUGUCUCAUUUUCCACUUCCCCACAAUCUAAUACGAUUGAUAUCGGUGAGCAUGAUAAUCGAAGGACGACACAGCUGUGGUGACUCGUGGCCUCGAGCAGCUGCUGUGCGUGGUUCCAUUCUGGACAAACGCUGUGUUGAAAAAAAAUGGAAACAUUCACAAAAUGGACAGGAUUGAAGACAGCAGCGACUGGGAAGAAGGGUGUGACAUGAUGGUUUAGCUGGCAACUCGCUGAACGGUAUGUUCAUAAACUGCUAGCAGAACCGACUUCCUCUGUGUCUACCUGUCUCUGUCCGUUUUUAGCUGGGUUGAGUAUACCUCUGCUCUCUGCUUAUUUAGCAUUCUUCACCAUGCACUUACAUUCCUGAAAGUUUCUUCUAGGAAAGGCCUAGCAGUUUAGCUUCUGAGGUGUGUUCUCUGUUUUUUUACAUUUACACUAGCCCUAGCAACCUGGCUGAACAGUAUAUCCUGUUCUUUAUUUGCAACGGUUUUCUGUUGUCCUAGCUUGUCCUGCCAUAUUAAGGCGCUUUUGCUGUCAAUGACCUACAUUGGCCGUUAUUUUAUCUUUGAGGGGGAGUGUUCUAGCAUUCUGACAGUGCUCCUCGCGCAUUAUUUUACCUUGGUUAUUCCUGCUAGUUUUACGUCUGUGCUCUCUCUUUUUCUCUCUGUCCUAAUGUUACCUUCUUCGUUUUGACAAAGACAUUACUGGGCGUGUUUUUUAAGUAGUAUGUACAUAAGACGAUAUAUGUAGUUAAAGUAUCAUAGUUUAUAGUUAUGCUUAAAAUACAACUUGUUACCCUCUUCCCGCCCACAUUAUGUCUGUGAUGCUAGUUAUUGCGUAUUCCUGCUUUCUUUCCUUUUUUUUGCUGAUGGGAACAACAGAAAGACUGGACUUACAGAAGCAGGUUCAUUGCAUGAUCCAUUAAUCUGUUUCUGUUGCUAGGUGUCGCUUGGUAUUGAGCAGAUCCCUGUGUUGCUGGUAAAAGUUAGACACACGCAGCUUGAAGCACACCUGGAAAAGGUUCAAUUCUUGAGCUGUAAGCUAAAAAAUGAUGCUCAAACUCAGUCAAGUUUUCGUUUUUUGUGAGCCUAUGCAGCAAGUAAAAAAAAAGAAAAAAGGCUUGAAAGAAAGCCUCUGCUGAAUAUCGUUGAAUACCUCGCAUGAAGUCAUCGCAGGUUUCCAAAUCUGUCGAACCUACAACAUAAUGAAAUCAAUUCCUUGCAUGCACAGAUGCCUGCAACGGCCUAUCUGCGAGUAUUUCCAAAGCGUUUCUAGGGUUAACGCCGUCCUGUCUGUACGUGGAAGCCGGCCGCCACGUUGUGUAGCUGCCAGGUCUGAGAGCUAGGAUUGGUGGAUGCUGGCACCGUCGAGCAUUGAGGAGACAGGUUGGUUGAAUGGUCAGUGCAUGCACUGGCCUCAUUGCCACUGCUAGAUUGUUGACAUUUAUUUGUGCUUACAUUUGUACACUUGUGCAACAGUGCUCUUUGGAACAAGCGAAAUGAGGUGAACAUGGCUUCAUUAUUCCCCUACAGUUUUCGGUUUGUUCGAUUUAGGAUCUUGCUCCAAGCUUUAUAUGGUUGACUAGCUUCCGCACUACGGUCAUGAUCCAUUUUGCCACAGUGUGCUGUAGUGUAAGAGGGAGAGUUCAGUUUGCUGUAUAUUUUGAGAGCUGUUUGACGCGCAACUUCCCGCGGAAUAUUUCUAUGCGGAGACAUGGCCGUCUCUUCAAGUGUCAUUCAGUUUGCAUGGCCAGUGGGGGUGUGACAUAUUGGAUGCAGUUUUACUUUCCUGUCGUGUUGAAGGAUUGAAACGAACAUAGCAGAUAAAAGUUCAAACCUAACAGUCAUAGAUUGAGGUUCAGCCUACGCUUUGUCUGUGAAGCAGUCGAAGGGGUUCCCUCGUUGGUUAAAUGUGUUGCUACUAGGCCACUGCGUGCUCACGUCUCACCCUCCUAACGAAGCAUGUCGCAUCUCGUGCACCUAACUCAGCUUUACGAACAACGACCAGCGAGCCAGCUUCUGUCAAAUCUAUUUGCUCUUGUGGCAAGCACUAAAGUUUGCCGAGUGUGUUUGUACAGAGUUGGAAUGAUGGGAUUCAGGGCAGUCAUUAAUGCUGUUUGGAGCUGGCUAAGAAUAGCUUACCUGUACAUUGCUCUGUUUCGUAUGCCCCUUUUUCUUGUGUAACAGCAGUGUUGUGCACAGGCUCGUUCCAUGAUCGUUGUAUGGUAUGAAGGACGAAAUGAACAAUCAUUCAUGCAGUGUGUCUAAGUGUAGAAGGAAAGCAAUAGAACAAGGGGACAAGCGUGGCCGUGUGAACCGCUGUGUAGGUGGAACAUCGAUGUCGUUUACCAUUGCCUAAUCGAGAGACCUGGUUAAAAAUCGCAGCGCAUUGUGUUUCUGUCAGUUUCACAGUUGUGCCAGUACUUGCGUUGUAGAUAUUUGUUCAGUUCAGAACUCAAGCACGCUUGCAUGUGUCGAUAUACCCGAGCAUUCCUCCGCGUGUGACUUUUUUUUUCGUGUUGUAAACUUUCUCGCUUCCUACAUGUGUGGUUGGCUAGCAUUCGAGUGACCCGCAUACAGGGAAUAGCUUUGUUUUGUACAGUGGCGCCCGAGCCUUGUGAGGCAAGACCAGGUGGAAGUCCCCCGUGUGGUGAAUGGCGCUUUCCAGUGUGCAUCGCACGCUUCGCGGAAUGCAGUUCACUGUAGUUGGAUACAACUUAAGAAGUCCGGAGAGGCCCCACCCGAUUGACUGAAGUGCGAUGGCCAGUCACCUCUGUGACUGAAGAAAUAGUCCUGCUCGUGCGCUUAGCAACAUUCUCUGAAGGUAGGAGGGUCACCAACUGCUCGGCUUGUGACGUCAGCCUGGAGUGCGCACCAUUGGGGCAGGCUUGUGCGCAUCCGCCUGUGAGGAGGAAAUGCCGCAGACUUCUAAAGUUGUACCCGGCUAUAGGCUUGGCCUUGUAUGAGUGAAGGGACGAGAAACAGAGUUUCGUGCUUAUUGCAAGAAGUCAUGACUGUAGCGGUGCACGUUGUACAGGAAGAAAAAAAAAAAAACGUCAGUCAGUGUUGGAUCUGUAGCUGCAGAAUCUCAAAGGCGUUUCUUACGUUUUUCCUCUUUUUUUUAUUGCCAAUUGUUUUUUCAUGUUUAUGCAAGGAAUAUAUACCAAGUUUUGUAAUUAAGGUAGUAUGUCGGUGCGAUUUCACUCCUGCCUUGGUGCAGCUUGCAUCUCUUGCCUCAUUUCCUGCUCUCUUUUACAAUGUGUUUGUGUGAGAAGAAUCUUAACUUUGCAUUGUUUUAAUCUAUAAAACUGUGCUCUCCGCCACAAAGCAUGCUGUUUGGCUUGUAAACUGUUAUAAACGGUGUUACCCAACACUGUGCCUCCUUGAUUUCAAUCUACCUGAAGUCUGUUGCCCCCACAGUGAAAAAGUGUUUUCUUUUUUUUUUUUUUCCUUCCGAUUUCUCUGUGUCUGCAGAUACGUGUGUGAAGUAGGUCCCGACAUUGGCCAUGGGUGAAUGGGUCAUUGCGAGGUGUCGGGUGUGUCUGAUGAACAUCGUAGAUAUACUUCAGUGGACUGCUUGCAGUGUAGAAUUCGUGUUCUUUUAAUAUCUGCGGUAGUAGUCUCUGCUUGGAAAGCAAGUGCGUGGCACAUUUUUGCUCAGUCUUGGGAUCCUGGAGCCACAGCACAAGUCCCGGAGAACAUAUCAAUAUGCCAGAUUUGUUCUGUUACCUAUAUACAACAGGUUUCUUACCCGCCACGGUGGUCUAGUGGUCAUGGUGCUCGACUGCUGACCCGAAGGUUGCAGGAUCGAAUCCCGGCCGUGGCGGCCGCAUUUUCGAUGGAGGCAAAAAUGCUUGAGGCCCCUGUGCUUAGUGCACGUUAAAGAACCCCAGGUGGUCGAAAUUUCACGAGCCCUCCACUACGGCAUCCCUCGUAAUCAUAUCGUGGUUUUGGGAUGUUAAACCCCAGCAAUUAAUUAAAUCAACAGGUUUCUUUUUUCUUUCUUAGGUGGCUCGAAUAAUCAGUAUUUCAAUACCACUUGCCCUGUGUGGCAUGUGGUAUUGAAAUACUGAUUCAAGCAUUUUCCAUAACGUAAGACAGGCACUUCAUAUAAGCAUAGAAAAAAAGAAAAAUCGCCUCUCGCAACCUAUUCUGCCAUAUUUUAACACUUGUAAUUUUUCACACAUUUGCAUUCACAGUAGGGACACACAAGCCUUUGCAAGCAAAGCUCAAUUCCUUGCUUUAGUGGGGCAGUGCAUGAAAGCUUGCUGUUUCUUAGCUCGCUUCAUUGAAAUCAUUCCGACCCAUGGCCAAAGGCCUCACUUCGGGACCUAGUGAAUUUGUUUGUUUUGAUAGCUGCAUUAUAAAGGCUUUGCCCAGAGGUAGCCCCACUGUUUGUCACCUCGGCAGUAGCUAGCACACGAGAUAUUAACAUUCAGUGGAAGUCGCAACAGUCAUUGCGAGUACAUUUCACACUGUGUGUUGUGCUCUGGUGUUGUGUAAGUAUGCUACUGUUUAGGCAAGUAGGAUGUGCCUGUCAACAGGUGACAAUCAGUGACCCGGUUCCAAAGCUCUCCUUAUGAAGCUUACCCUGUGGCCCUUGCCCCUUUGUAACAAAUGUUGAAAAAGUUUGGCAAUUGCUAAAAAGUGUUUUUAUUUUAUACGUACAUAUAAAUAUAUAUAUAGAGAGAGGUCAUUUUUAAAAGUGUGUUCGUUACAGUUACAGAUUUUAUGCAAUGCAAGAUUUGGUAUAUACUGUGUGUUCGAGCCUCCCUCUGCAUUUUUUUGUAACGUUUGAGAUGUCGUUUUUUUAGUAUGAAUAAACGAAUGCUCUUUAAA
Molecule: messenger RNA, 9897 nt
Organism: Rhipicephalus sanguineus (brown dog tick)
Lineage: Eukaryota; Metazoa; Arthropoda; Arachnida; Ixodida; Ixodidae
Product: plexin domain-containing protein 2
Exons: 14
Coding region: 87-1874 (595 amino acids)
Source: RefSeq, a predicted model, not a curated record